This is a messenger RNA of Argentina anserina (silverweed cinquefoil), 1059 nucleotides long. RefSeq names its product acid phosphatase 1. The record is from RefSeq and is a predicted model, not a curated record. The transcript has 3 exons. Bases 154 to 933 code for a protein of 259 amino acids. NCBI's taxonomy places the organism in Eukaryota, Viridiplantae, Streptophyta, Magnoliopsida, Rosales, Rosaceae. Gene Ontology annotation, molecular function: acid phosphatase activity.
UCUCUUCUUCGUCAAAAAACACUUCCUUCCUCUCCCUCCGUUCUGCAGCUCCCUCUCUCUCCCCCUCUGAUUUCUCUCUCCAUCUCUGAAAAGACCGAAAAACCAGAAAGCUCUUUUGCCUCCCUAAAAGACCUAUCUGGGUUUUUCCGUCAAAUGGCCUCCUCCGCCGUCCCCUUCCUCCUCGCCGUCCUCGUCACCAUCCCCGCCGCCCUGUCCCACUCCAUAAUCCAAAUCCCGCCGAACCGCCACGCCUCCGAAGACCGGAAGCUCCGCGCCGACGACAACAUCUACUGCGACAGCUGGCGAUUCUCCGUCGAGACCAACGACGCCGGCAGCUGGGCCAGCAUUCCGUCCCGGUGCGUGGGGUUCGUUCAGGAUUACAUGACCGGCGACAAGUACGCUUCCGACUCGGCGAUCGUCUCGAAUUUCUCGCUGGCGUUCGGCCAGGGGGUUAAGCUCGGCGGCGACGGGAAAGACGCCUGGGUUUUCGAUAUCGAUGAGACGCUGCUAUCCAACUUGCCGUACUAUGAGGAACACGGCUUCGGAUCAGUGACAUUUGAUGAGGUAUCUUUUGAUAAGUGGGUGGAUUUGGCUGAGGCCCCUGCUAUCCCAGCAAGUUUGAUUCUGUACAAGGGGCUCCAACGGUUGGGGUUCAAGAUCUUCCUGCUAACUGGGCGGAGCGAAUUUCAGAGAAAUGCCACGGUGAAAAACCUCCUAUAUUCGGGUUACAGCGACUGGGAGAGGCUGCUACUGAGGGGAGCUUCGGAUAAAGGAACACUCGCGACUGAAUACAAGUCCAAGAAGAGAGCAGAACUGAUAAGCGAAGGUUUCCGGAUUCAUGGGAGCUCGGGAGAUCAGUGGAGUGACUUGUCGGGCUUUGCAGUUGCCCGGCGAUCCUUUAAACUUCCAAACCCAAUGUAUUAUAUUGCGUAAAUAUUUGUGUGAUAUAACUCUAGCAUUGUUGUACCUCUCUUCACUAUUUCAUCAUUGACCACCAUGAUAAUAUUUGAUUUUGGUUGCGAUUGGGAGAAGCCUUGUAUGAUAACAAUGUCUCAGCUA